AUGGCCUUUACAUUUACAAAGACGUAUUUCCUCUGUCCCACGUCCAACUUCAUCCGUCCACCACCGGCCGGCCCGCUAAGUCUUGGCUCUAUCAUCCGAUCCACGUCAACGCCUCAAUAUCCUCUCAACAGAGGGAGCAUAGUUGCUGUGUCCGACGCAGAUCCGCCCGUCGUGGAAAACGAUUGGAAAAAGACCGUUUCCACCCAGAAGGGCAUCGGUCUGGGCGUCUACGCACAGUUCCUUCAAGUGGCUAUCGGCGGAGCGCCCCUUGGAAAUGAGGUGAACUUUGAGCACACCAGCAAAACGGCAAACACGUUCGCAUUCGACAAAGUGACGACUUACGCAUUCGAGCCAACCCAAGAAUAUGUCCAAGAAGCCAUUCAGGCACCCGCCGUGCAGGCAUGGCUGAGGGAGCCCAGGCAGAGGUUCGCCCCUGUCUGCUCGCUCUAUCUCGUCACGGGCUUGAAGCUCGUCAAGGGCGCGAGAAUCAAGUACUCGACUUCGCACAGCGACGGCUUCACCGGUAAUAUUGGCAUCGAUGCGUCCUCGUUAGGCACAAAUAUGGGCCCAAAGGGUCACUGGAGCAGCUCGAGUGACGAUGAGACAGAGACGAUUCGCGCGGACGAAUUCGUGUUUGCAUUCCGUGUCAAAAGGCUUAGGUUCGGGCGGAAACUGAAGCUCAAGGACUACAACAAGGGCGCCUUUAUGGCCAUUGGCGGAGAGUCAGAUGACGGACUGUCUGUGAUUGUUGAGGAUGUGGAUGGUUCUGAGAUCGAGACUGCAGAGGCGGUUCCCGACCUGACGGAGCAGGGCAGGGUCUAUUGCGUUCCUGCAUAA
Trichoderma reesei QM6a is the source of this 837-nucleotide messenger RNA. RefSeq lists its product as uncharacterized. NCBI's taxonomy places the organism in Eukaryota, Fungi, Ascomycota, Sordariomycetes, Hypocreales, Hypocreaceae. The transcript has a single exon. The record is from RefSeq and is a predicted model, not a curated record. The coding region runs from base 1 to 837 and encodes 278 amino acids.